Messenger RNA from Anopheles aquasalis, 10399 nucleotides. It is a transcript of the gene RhoGAPp190, whose product is annotated as Rho GTPase-activating protein 190. Gene Ontology annotation, molecular function: GTPase activity; GTPase activator activity; GTP binding. The record is from RefSeq and is a predicted model, not a curated record. Gene Ontology annotation, cellular component: cytosol. Lineage: Eukaryota; Metazoa; Arthropoda; Insecta; Diptera; Culicidae. Gene Ontology annotation, biological process: regulation of cell size; Rho protein signal transduction; regulation of axonogenesis.
UGUUGUUUCGCUGGUUCCGCGUUGAAACGCCAAAGAAAAAAAAACGAAAUAGCGAGCUGCACUGCGAGUUGUUGCAUCUCCCCCGUCUCAUCCCGUUCCCGUUUGCGGCUAGCAGCAGCAGCAGCACAAGCAAGUCGCCGGGCGCGCGCCACACGAUCAACCCCACCGGAAACAGCAACCGGAGACCGGAGCAUCCGAAGCGGAGUGAGUGUUUUUUUUUUGGGAAGCUUAGAAAAGAGAGAGAGAGCGAGUCCAGCAACAACAACAAUACCACGCAAAACAGAAAAAAAACAAACAGUGGCAGUGAGAGAGAGAGAGAGAGUGUGUGUUUCCGGUCCCGGUGUCUCAUUGUGCAUGUGUCCUCGCGUGUCCUUGUGGUGUGCUUGUGUUGUGUGUGUUUUUCGUGUUGUGUUUUCCCUUGCGGUGUCAGUCGCUGGUGAAGCAGAAGCGGCACGCAACCACUGCUGCUAGGGAAGUGACGGGGUCCGGACGUGUGAGAAAAGUGUGUGUGCCGCCCGCCAGGACGAGGGGGCGAGAGGCGAGCAGCCCUUCAGCAGCACGCCAGCAGCCGCCGCCUCCCCCCAAACAAAACGGCCCAACACCGCAACAAUCAAAACCCACAACCUCAGCUCCCACCAAACGCAAUAGGGGUUGACGAAGAAGGAUAAGAAGCAGAAGAGGGAAGGAACAAGAAAAAAAAAGCAGCAGCAGCAAGCAGUAGCAGUGGCAGCAGCGCCAGUGUCCCGAGAGCGCCAUGUCGGACACCAGCUAGAAGGGAAAAGCAAGGCAGGGGAACGCACCACCUGAACGGCCUUGUCGCGAGCAGCGAGAACGUCAAACGUCGUGUUCUACGUGGGGGAAGAAAAGAAAAGAAAUCAAACCUUACCGUGUUUGUUUACUAUUUGGUGAUCCCGAAAAAGGCACAGUGUCAGAGAACGAGUUGUAGCGAGAGAGAGAGAGAGAGCGAGAGAGAAAAGAAAGGGAGCGAAAGGAAGGUUGGUGGUUGGCACCGGGAGACGAUGAAACAGAUCAAUGUGUCCGUCGUGGGUCUCUCCGGGGUCGAGAAGGACAAGGGGCAGCUCGGUGUCGGCAAGUCCUGUCUCUGCAAUCGGUUCGUCCGUCCGAAAACCGACGACUACGCCAUCGAUCACAUCUCCGUGCUGAGUCAGUCGGACUUUAGUGGUCGGGUGGUGAACAAUGAUCACUUCCUGUACUGGGGCGAGGCACGCAAAACGUCCGACGAGGGCGUCGAGUACAACUUUAGCGUGGUGGAGCAGACGGAGUUUGUGGACGAUGCCACCUUCCAGCCGUUCAAGGUGGGCAAGAUGGAACCGUACAUCAAGCGGUGCGCGGCGGUCCGGCUGUCGUCGCAGGAGAAGCUCAAGUACAUCUGCAAGAACCAGCUCGGGAUCGAGCACGAGUACGAGGAGGUGGUGCUGCCGGAGGGCCGCUUCCUGGUGGACGGGUUCGUGUGCGUGUUCGACGUGAGCGUCGUGCCGAACCGGCCGCUCGAGAGGCAGGUCGAGUUUGUGACGCAGAUCAUUGCGAGCGUGAUGAAGAACAAGAAACCGGUCGUGCUGGUGACGACGAAGAACGAUGACGCGAGCGAACAGUACGUGCGGGAGGCGGAGAAGAUUUGCGCCCGGAAGGAGUACAAGGGCCAGGUGCUGCUGGUCGAAACGUCCGCGCACGAGAGCAUCAACAUCGAUCUGGCGUUCGUCGUGCUGGCGCAGCUGAUCGACAAGGCGAAGCAACGGUCGAAGAUCCCGUCGUACGGUGAGGCCGCGCGCCAGCGGACCGAACUGCUCAACGCUAGCACCGAGUACGUGACGCGCCUGAUCCGGACCCAGAUCACCGACCACCGGUCCCUGUGGACGAGCUCGUCGAAGAAGCUGGCGAGCCACCGGGAGUGGAGCGAUUUUCUCGAGCUGUUCGGGCAGGAGGCGGGCCAGCGGAUCUUCCGGCGGCACCUGAAGAAACUGCGCGAAGACUACCAGGCGAAGAAGCUGCAGAGCUACAUGGACUCGUUUGCGGGCGUACUGCAGGAGCUGCUGCCGGACAUUAACAGCAUUAACCUGGAGCUCGACAGCUUCGGUGACUGGCCGUCGAUCCGGGGCUACUUCCGGAACCAUCUCGAGCACGAACAGUACUUUUUCGAUGCGGUCGAGCGGGGUGGCAGCUGGGCGGAGCUGAGCGAUAUGAGCGAUAUGGAGGACGAGCACCGGAUACCGUUUGACAUACUCGAUACGCCCGACGCCGAGACGGUCUUCAAGAAUCACAUGAACGCGCUGCAGCAGGAACAGAAGCGACUAGAAUGGAAGAAGCAGUUCAAGAAGCUACUGGAAGAGACGGGCUACGUGACGCCGGGCAAGCAGCUGUCGGAGGUCCGGGUGCUGUUUAUGGGCCGGGAGUGCUUCGAGGCCCUGUCCGAGCACGACUGCCAGCAGAUCUACGACAACCACCAGCGCGAGCUGAUCGAAACGGCCAAGCACAACUUCCAGGAGCUGCUGAUGGAGCACGCCGAUCUGUUCUAUCACUUCAAGAACAUCGAACCGUCGGGCACGAUCACGCAGAACGACAUCAAGGAGAUCACGGACGUGCUGCAGGAGGAUCUGCGCUACAAGCUGCUCGACCGGCUCGACCAGGACCGGAAGCUGAUGCUGUUCCAGCAUCUCGGCUUCGUCCACUGCCCGAUCCGGGAGCACUGCCCAGCGUUUCCCAACUGCGUCGAUGCGCUGAUCGAGCGGAUACUGCUGGCGAAUCAAACGUUACCGAAUCCACGGUUCGCCCAGAAGGACGGCCAGCUGCAGCUGAACCUGAUCGUGAUCGGGCUCGACUACAUCGCGAACGAUUUCAUCGACAAGAUACACCAGAACUGCAACGAUAACGGCGAGUACAUCGUGGACGGGCAGGUGUACGGGCUGAACAUUGAGACGAUCAACCGGGACAACGAUUCGUUCUCGUUCGAGCUGCAAUCGAAGGGGCUGAUCUGUUGCUACUCGAACCGUGCCACGUUCCAGUACGUGUACGAGGUGCUCGACCGGCUGCUGGCCGACAGUCUCGAUUUCAAGGACAGCGUCAACAAUCUGCACAUCGUGUUCAUGAGCGACGACAAGAACGGCCCGGGUACGCUGCACCAGCUGCAGGCGGACGGGCAGUCACUGGCGGAGAAGCUGCACUGCGUCUUUAUCGACGAGAACGAGUUCUACGUGUCGCAGCAGCAGGCCAAGUUCGUCGACACCACGCUGAACAGCGUGAUUGACUCGAUACCGUUCGACGAUCUCAAGUACGGGCUAGCGCUGCACGAUCUGCCCGAUCUGCGGCUGAUCCUGUGCCUGUUCUGCGGUGAUCCGUUCUCGAUCGAGAACCUGCUCAGCUCGCUGAUGCUCGAGCAGUCGUGCGUGAGUGCGGGCGAGCGGAACAUCCUGUUCGAGAUGUUUCUCGGCGAUUCGAAGCGGCGCGUCGAGCUGAUCCUGUCGUCGUACCACGGGGCGAACGCGUUCCGGGACGAUCUUAUCCACGGGUUCAUUCUGCUGUACUCGAGCAAGCGCAAGGCGUCCCUGUCCACGCUCAGUGCCUUCUCGCUCAACAUCCCGAACCUGCCGAUGCAGAUCGUGGCGGUGGCGGAGCAGGGUGGGGUGAAUGCGUUCUUCAACAGUGAGCUGUCGCAGCUGCUGAUCACGGAGGGGAACGCGAUUGCGGACAAGCUGCGGGCACACUUUGCUACCGGUUCGGACGAUGAAGGGCAGUUUCGGUUUGCUUCGUUUGCGCCGUUCCUGAAGGAGGUGUGGGACAAGAAGCCGGAAAUUGAGCACGCAUUCAACAUGGAGGAACCGCUGACCAUCGAUUCGGGCGAGGGUACGAUGGAGCACUCGAUGCAUCAUCAUCAUCAUCCGCAGCAUCAGCAGCAGCACCAGCAGCAGCACCAGCAGCAGCAUCAGCAGCAGCAACAGGUCCCGCAACCUCCGCCACGUUACGAGAGCUACCUCAUAAAUGGCUCGUCGACAACGUAUCGUGGUGCGGGACAGCACGGUCACGCGCACCACGGCCAGGGUCAGCUGGGGCAGCAUCAGCAGAAGCAGAUGUCACAGCAGCUGUUUGAUAAUCGUUCGAUUAACUCGCUCGAUGAUUUUGACAGCUUAAAGCAGAUGCACGGCGGUCAACAUGGUGGGCAACUGUCGCAACAUGGUGGACAACAACAACAUCCGCAGCAGCAGCAACAACAUCCGCAGCAACAACAUCCGCAGCAACAGCAGCAGCAGUACAACAACAUGUACUACUACGAGGACAGCAGCGACUUUGACAAGGGCGGCAGCAACCAGGGCUUCCAGAUCUAUCCGCCGCCGACGACGCCACCGGAACCGGCACCACCGGACCACCUGCUGACGCCCUCGUCCAUCCUGCGCCAGCUCAAGGCGAACACGGUGUCGCAGUCGCAGUCGAGCCUGGAGGAGAUCAACUCAGCCGACGUCAGUGGAUCCAAGGACUCGAUCAACACCUACGAUUCAGGCUGGCUAGAUGACGGGUUCCUCAUACCGAAGCAGGACAACAAGCAGAGCGAAGACCUGUGGAAGAACGUGAACGCACACCACGCCUUCACGACCGGCCGGCGACCGAACCAGUCAUCGUUUGCCAAGAAGAUCCGCCCGAAGGGCCCGAGCCAGACGCUCAAGCAACCGGGCAAGCUGAACCUCAAGAGUUUCGCCAUCGUCAACGAAGCGAUCGCACGGAUGAACGUGAGUGGUGGUGGUGGUGGUGCCGGUGGUCCCGGUGGGGACAGUGGUGGCUCCGGUGGGAUGGUCAUAGGGCCGGCCAUUCCGAUGACCGAGAAGGAGAAGAAAAAAGCGAAAAAGCUGCAGCAGCAGCAGCAACAGCAGCAGCAGCUGGAGCAUGCACCGUUGGCCGCACCGGAGGACGACAGCGAGGAGUAUGACGAUGAGGCCGGCUACGAGCAGAUCAACGAUGCGUUCAGCGAUGCGGUCAACAAUGUGGCGAGUCAAUUAUUCACCUUCUCGAGUGGUGGUGGUGGUGGUGGUGCGGGCCGUGCCCCGGAUGGUGGUGCGGCGGUCGGUGUACCGGCGGGCCACGACCUGAUGGGCACCAACAAAAACAAGCUGCGUCAGCGCAGAGAAAAGGAACAAAUUUUCAACAUUCCAGAGUACUCCGACUCCGAGAGUGACUCCAGCUCGCUGGAGCGCAAACGCUCAACGGAUGGAUACUCGAAAAUCAACCGGAAGGCGCAACCACACAAGCGACACCGCAAGAAGCGCACCGCGAUUCCGGUGCAGCCACCGAAAAUACCGAUGGGCCCGUUCGGUGGUUCGGUUUCCGUACCGUCAGCGGUUGGCGAGGGUGCAUCGACCGGUCCGGGUGGUAUGCUGAUCGGUGCCGGCGGUGGCGGCGGUGGCGGGCCACUCGGUAUGCCCUCGAUGAUGUACCAGAAGCUGAAGAAUGAUAAAAACACCGACAAGCAGGACCAGCAGCAGCAGCAGCAGCAGGACGAGUCGAGCAUUGAUGUUUCGUCACCGCGCGACAACAAUUCACCGAUCUUCGGUGUGUUGCCAAAAUCGGGCGAGCGCGAGAAGCUGCUGCCGAAGCAGAAGAACUGGUUCGGCAAGGAAAUCGACCCGAACAGCAAGAGCAGCAAGGAGUCGAAGGAAGCGGCGCGCAGUGCAGCGAAAGCCGGUGGUAAACUGUCGAAGAGUGCUGCGGCAGCCGCAGCCGCGGCCGCCGCCGCCGCCGCUCAGCAACCGUCGCUCGCCAGCUUCAAGCAGUCGGACAAGAACCUGGUGCCGCUGUUCGUCGAGAAGUGUGUCAAGUUUAUCGAACAGGAGGGGCUCGACUCCGAGGGUAUCUACCGGGUGCCCGGGAACCGUACGCACGUUGAUUUGCUUUACCAGAAGUUUGAAGAAGAGGUGGACGUCGACAUCGAGCAGCUGGACAUCCCGGUGAAUGCCGUUGCGACGGCGCUGAAAGACUUCUUCGCCAAACGGCUCCCGGCACUGUUCAGCGCGGAGAUGAUGAGCGAACUGGAGGAGAUUGCCGGCUCCCGGCCGCUCCAGUCCAUCACCAGCCUCAGCAUGGAGGUGAAGACCGACCGGAGCUGCCGGUUGAUUGCGCUGCGCGGUCUGCUGAACAAGCUGCCACCGAGCAACUUUGCGAUCCUCAGCUUCAUCUUCCAGCAUUUUGUGCGGGUGUCGGAAAACUCGAAGCUCAACAGCAUGGACAGCAAGAAUCUGGCGAUCUGCUGGUGGCCGACGCUGCUACCGAUCGAGUUCACCGAUAUGAUGCGCUUCGAAACGAUGCGCCCCUACCUGGAGGACAUCGUGCAGACGAUGAUCGACCAGUUUCCCUUCCUGUUCUGCGGCGAGGAAGCAUUCGUGAUGGUUUGAUGCGGGUAAAGGCGGGGCAGCGGGGCAGCGGGGCAGCGCGGGGGCUAGCUGGGCCCCGAUUAACCGAACCCGACCGACUGACCGCCGACUGACCGCCGAAUGACACGCCACUGUGAAUGGAAGGGAGGAAUGGCCUCGAAGCGGGAGCGUAGUUUGUUGCAGCUUUAUAUCCCUCCUAAAUGCCGUGGAAAAGUCAUGUUGCGCGCCACAAGGUUGUACAACGGGCGUCUUGGGGUGAGUUGGGUGUGUUGUGGCUGUGUGCGUGCGCCGGGUGGGUGGGUGGGUGGGUGUGCAGGUGCGGGUGCGCAAAGGAUAUUAUCCCCCCAUGCAACAAAAAAAAAAACACCCAUACCCUUUCGUUCGAAUUUGAACCUUUUUUUUUUGCCGGUGUUAUUAGAUAUUUCUGGCAUAUUCGGCUGGCUGCUUCGGUUAAAACUGCUUCUCACGAAUCUCAGCUACACAUGGAGCAUGGAAGCUUUGCCAUCGACGCGCGUCGAUAUUUGGACCGCAAAGGGUGGCACCUAAGGGUGAAGACAAAUGGCAGGUUUAAAACCAACCAAAAACAAGAAGAAAAAAAAACAAAUUAUUGAUGGACAUGGCAUCUAGGAAUAGCAUUCACCCACCCACCCACAGCAGCAGCACUUUUCUCACUCGCAUUGGCGGUGCGCUGGUGCGUACUACACUAUAACAAAUACACUUAUAAAGUUAGUUAGGAAUAGAUAAUGCACCAAUUUGCCAAGACAGCAAUGUUCCGCACGCAGCCGUCGCAGAGGGUGAAGUUGGUGAUGAUGAACGUACGGUAGGCGAAAAAGCGAAAACCAAUUCCUAGGAGUAAAGCAAAACAACCACAACACGCUACACACAUAUUUUACACUUGUUUGUUGGUUUUUUUUUUGUAAUUUUUUUUUUGUGAAUUGUAAACUAGUAUUAUACAUAAUAAGUUGCCCAAGAUAUACUAUCCCUCACUAAGCAAAAGAAGAAGAAGAAGAAGAAAAACAACUCCAUCUGUUUAUAGUUUUAAAUACCAAUAUGUUGGGCAAUACUACAUAAAUAAUAUUACAAUAUUGCGUAUAUACAUAUAUUUUUUUAAGAACGAACAAAACUCGAACGAACUAUUGCUUUACAUCAACAAGUGGCUCAAUUUGUGAAAUUGUAACCUAUUCCGUGACAUAUGUGAGAUUAAGCGUAAUAUAAAUUAAUUCACUAGUAUAUACACACAUACACACCAGACACCCUCAAAUCACAGACACAUACACAUAAAUGCUCUCCCACGCCGGCCCAGAACCGGAAAGCUACCUGUGCGGUCCGAUCGUGCGUUACUGUUGGGUUAUGAUUUCAGCACAGCAUACAAUGCACUCCCAACCCGGUAUGGUUCGGGUACGAUACUUUUCCUUUUUUUUUUGUUUUUUUUUUUAUUUUAAACGAAGGACCCCGCGGGCAAUUCCGUCGAAGGACAAUUCCGUCAACACGAACAAAAACCAAGAUGUCAAUCGUGAGGAUCAGUAGCAAGUGCAAGUAGUAGGGGGUAGUGGGGGGCGCUUAGAGUACGUGAAGGAACGCGAACGGAAUACGCACCAAGCAAGCGCAAGCGUGCAAGUAUGUGUGUAUGGUGCCCUCCGUUGGCGAGUAGGAAUUUGUUAAGACCCCAGGAAUCAGGAUGCCGGGGUGUGUGUGUGUGUGUGUGUGUGAUUGUGAUUGUGACCACCCUGUAUUAUUAACCACCCUUAUUAGCGGGGCCCUGGUAGGCAGACGGGGGACGGAACGGAACGGGACGGGAUGGGAUAUUAAAAAAGAAAAAAACACUCACACCCCCUCCGAUAGCGAAUGAUAUUCACAAGGCAAAAGGCAAAAUCUCACUCUCAUACACAUCAUCCUACCGAAAAGAAAGCAGAAAGAAGAAAGAAGAAAAACAGCGCUGCUAAGAAAGGGUAACGAGUGCGAAGCGAAACGAAAAACAGAAGGAAAAAAAAAGCAAAAAGGUAAAACAGUAUUUCCGUAUUUAUCUUCCCAACGGGCCACUGAUGGCCAGGUGGCAGGUGGCAGUGGAUGAGAACAAAGGGGGCGCCCUCGCUUUAGUAUAUUUAAUUCUAUUGCGACGAUAGAGCAGCGCUCGGUCUCACACACAUGCGUGCGCACACAGGACACGCAUAACCUAGCAUAACAAACGGGCCCCAGAAGGAUUUCAACGAAACGAGCGGGUUGGCGGGGUGGUACGUAGAGAUGGAGGGCUCCCCCAAAAAAAAAAAACCACAAAGCAAACAAAAAGUAUUAAAAGGAAGAAUGGAAAAAACAAAACCGAAACAAAAAAAAUUAAAACCGUGGAAUGCUAUGUCUAUUUGUGUAACCCCAAGCAAGCCCGCCCGCGCUCAGUUCCUGGGACGGAAAGCGGAACAAUAGAAGCAAACUAACAGACACAACUGGAGAGAGAGAGACACAUACACUGACAAAACAACAACACAAAAAAAACACACACCCAUCGUAGCAGAAAUGUGCCACCCACGCCACAUCUUUCCUCUUGCCCCAGUUCCCGGUUUUAAAGGCCCCCCCCUCCCCCCUCGGGUUCGCGCAUUGUAUGUCUAUCGAAUACGCCGCAAGCAAAGUAUCUUCUGUUUUCCGUUUUUCGUCUACGCUUCAAUGUGGUGAUUGCAUGCAUUUACCCGCUCGCGCGCGCACGCGCACACACUAGGAAUACGUCUAUUAGCAAUGGAAGGUGGGGGGGGGGGGGGUGGAGUCUAUUAGCGCGAACAGCGAACCAUGGCAUGGCGAACCGGGUCCCGCCCCCCCCCCUGGGGUAGUACAUAAAAAAGAUUUAAGAUUAAAGAUGGAUGCGGUGCGGAGCGACAGAAAGACAGCAGAUAGGAGUCAGCAGGAGAGAGGGGGGGGGGGGGGGAGAGAAAAUGCGAUAGAAGUUACUGGAGUUCUGAGGUGAGAAUUUGAGAAAGAAGGAAAAAGCGGACAGCGAAAGGCUCGGUGUCCUGCCAAGCUCCGCGAAAAAAACAAUUAUGUGGUGAUAUAAACGUAAACAAAACAAAACAAAACAAAAAAACAACUAUAAAUGGAUAUACAUGUGUGUACUCUUGCUGCGCUAGUAGUGGUUUUGUUUUUUUUGUUUUUGUUUGUUUUUAGUUGUUAGCGGAUCGGUUCGGUUCCUUCUCCCGUGGCCUCUUUCUCUCGUGCGCGCGCGCGCGCGCGCUUUACCAUUUUAGAAACCACCGAUUAGUCUCCUCAUCCCACCUCCCGUUGCCCUCUUCUCUCUUUAAUUACCCUUAAUUCCUAAUGAUCGGUCAAUGACUCACUGGAAAUUUCCCAUCUCGCCAAGCGGGUUCUCGCUUUCGGUUCGUUGCAGUCCCCGGAGACCUUACCACCGUACCAUCCCCCGUGAUUACUGAACUCUCUCUCUCUCUCUCUCUCUCUCUCUCUCUCUCUCUCUCUUUAUUAACCCCGUGUAACGUGUACCGUGUUAUUUCUGUGCCAUGCCAUCCGGAUGCUAUCCACCCAGUGGUCUUCUUUACAUAACCGGUGCCGUGAUCAUAUCCUAACCUCAUCUCCAUCCCACCAUUUUGUUUUUUUUUUUUAAUGAAAACCCCGAGAGACGCUGAAAAAAAGCUAGCGAAGCAAAUGCGAUGGCGCGAGUAAAAGCGAAACGAAGAACGAAGGAACGAGGCGACAUGGGUUUGCCACGUGGCUCAGCUCGCCAUUUGUAGUCGCGAACGGGGCGCGAGAGUGACUUAGGUAAGCAAGCAAGCAAGCAAAAAAAAAAAAAAGAAAACAUCGAUGUGAUCCCGUGCCCCGCGAGGGAGAAAGGGGUUAGGGUGAAAAGAAGCAGAGGGAAAAGGGGGAGGGGGGGAGGGGGAGAGAAAGAGAAAAAACGCAAAACGAGGAAAAUGCUGAGCAAGUCGAGCAGCAGUAAGGGACGGUGGAACUAUUUUAACGCUUAAAUAAUACUCCAUUAUAUAAAACAAAAACUACAAAAAAAAAAACAAAACAAAACAAAUGAAAACUCCACU